AUGCUUAUGGAGCAGCUCGAGGACGGGGCCCAGAAGGUGGACAAUAUCCUAGAGGAAGAGUGCGGCGACCUCUUCUUCGUGGCAGCGACUCGCGUCUUCAGCCACCUCCUUCACCGUGACCCCACCUUUGACUUCAACAAGGUGAUGGCCCCAUUCUCGAAGAGUCUCGUGAAGGCCUUGCAGAGGUCGUGGAAAGCCAUGUCAAUGUGCUGCUUGGCAAGUUCUACUGAAGUGGCGGUGGGGAGCCUGACGAGGCCGCGGCGGACGAUUGCAACGGCGGCGGUGAUGCCUCUUAUUAAGAGAAAGAAAGAAAAAGAACCCCCACCCUCCGGGCAGCACAACCACCCAAACCCUAUCCCAUCCCACUCCAUCGUCGCCGCCCCCAGAUGCAAUCUCGCCGCCUGGUCCUCCACCGUGCACCUCUUCACCGGCGACCCGCUCGCGCCGCGCCCCAGGGUGACCGUCUGCAAGGACACUGCCGCCUUCUCGCCCUCCUUCCGCUGCGACGGCGCGCUGCUCGCCGCCGGCGACGGGCGGGGCGUCGUGCGCGUCUUCCACGUCGACAAGCCCACCGCGGGCCCGCUCCGGACCCUCUCCGCCCAUGUCGCCCAGGCCCGCGUCGUCCGCUACCCCGAGGCCGGCGGAGACAAGGUCCACCUCCUCACCGCCGGCGACGACGCGCUGCUCGCCUACUGGGACGUCACCUCCGAGACGCCCGUCUUCACCGUCCCCGCCGCGCACCGCGACUACAUCCGCGCCAGCGUGCCGUCCCCCGUCGACCACAGCCUCUUCAUCAAAAUGGAAGAAGUGACUAAGAGGAUGGCACAGAUAGAAAAUCUCAAUGAGGAAACAAACAUCCACUGUGUCAAUCACUCAAGAUGGUGCAUGCAGUUUUCUUGAAAGUUAAGUCUGAGGGCCUGCUCCGACAUAAAGCUGGGUGACGGGACGACGACCAAUUUCUGGGAGGACAAAUGGUUGCCGGGUGGGCGUUCCGUCUAAGACACGGCGCUAACACUGCUCACUUUUGUGCCCAAGAGCACAACUAGUCAUCUAGGGUUUGGAUGGGGCUGGGUUCCUAUAACGACGACAACAGAGGCGACAAACACCACUUUGCAACCUCGCCGAACUAUGUUGCUGGACUGAAGUUUAGGGACAGCAGCAGUUUUACCACCGAUGGUGUUGCUUGUAAGCUCGAUGUUCUCAUUGUUCUCUUGGCUCUGAUCGGGAACUUUCGCGCAAAGAAAACACACACAGGGAAGGAACAUGAGUACUCUCGCCAUUCCAUGUUUCUGGUCAAUCGAACUCUUCAGUGACCAGAAAAUGAGAAAAGGGCAAGUCGUCGAUGUACAGACCACAGGCGCUCGGACGCACGGCCAACAUCAUGGUCUUCAUAGCUCAUAACCCAUUUUGCAUGAAGCAAGAAAGGAAGGUUAGUUGACUCUCCUCUAAUUCAUUUUGUUGUUGUUGAGAAACUCUCCUCUCCGAUUCUGAUUGUCUUAGUUAGUCCUUGGAAAUCACCCAACAUUAGAUUAAUUUAUGCAUUAAAAACUACAAAGGGUACAAUAGUAGAAAUUAUAGUCAUAGAAACUGAU
This is a messenger RNA of Triticum dicoccoides, 1592 nucleotides long. Its product is annotated as protein SLOW WALKER 1-like. NCBI's taxonomy places the organism in Eukaryota, Viridiplantae, Streptophyta, Magnoliopsida, Poales, Poaceae. Bases 1 to 900 code for a protein of 299 amino acids. Gene Ontology annotation, molecular function: protein binding. Gene Ontology annotation, cellular component: nucleolus. The record is from RefSeq and is a predicted model, not a curated record. Gene Ontology annotation, biological process: positive regulation of transcription by RNA polymerase I; rRNA processing. The transcript is spliced from 8 exons.